Cladocopium goreaui is the source of this 2476-nucleotide messenger RNA. NCBI's taxonomy places the organism in Eukaryota, Dinophyceae, Suessiales, Symbiodiniaceae. The record is from the annotation of a GenBank genome assembly.
GGCUCCUGAAACACCGUUGCGCAGCGUUGAGCCAUGGUGUCGUUUGGUUUGUUGGUUGGUGCUGCCUUGGCUGGAGUCUACAACUGGGCCUCCGGGGUAUAUUCCUACAAUCGUGAUGCUUGGAUGACGGAUAUCCAGGUUGAGCAAGCGCAUGUCUAUCAGGAGGACAACUUGCAAAUUCAGCUAAAGGCCAUGCAAAGAGAGGAAGUUCGUGAUUUGGUCAACUCUGACCUCAAUCGAAUCAACAACUCACUUUUGGUUGCCACUCUGAUCCUCUCACUUGCAGGAGAAAUGCUGUUUGAGGGGCAGAUCCCAAUGGAUUGCCCUGCCUUUGUCCUCAAUGCUUACAUGCUUUGUUUAGGCAGCGCUGUGUUCCACUUGUCUUUUUCCAUCCUUUUCGGCAUUUGCGCGAGCAGCAAAGCAUAUCGUCGGGCUUCAAGGUUACUGACCCGCUUCAUUCGGCCACAAUGGAAAGAGCACUUCCAAAAGAUGAGUCGUCGCAAAGCGACGGAAAACACAGCCACCUUUGAGUCCAAACCUUUGAGUCGCAUGAUGAUGCCUCCCUUGGCAUCGAGGAUGUUUGGAGGCCGUGUGCGGGAGGAAUGGCAAGCUGAUCCAAGGAAUCCAGGGAAUCCUGGUGAUCCAGAGCAUCGGCAUCCGGGGCAUCGGCAUCCGGUGCCGGGGAAAGGAUCUCCAAGUUUCACAGCCACCUGGUCCAACCGCACCGAGUCCGAGGGAUUUUUCAGUCCGCAGAGAUGUCCUCGGCGCUGGGGUCCAUCGAGAUCACUGGGAAGCUAUGCUGCAGAGGAAUAUGACAGAGCUGACUCGGAUCUUGAGAAAAUGCACGAUGCCAAGCCAGGUGAUUGGCAUUGGCAUGUGGCUCUUUGGAAAGACACUUCUCAAUCCUGGGUGAAAUUUUCGAGCUGCAUGUUCAAAUGUGUUGCUCGUGGAACCAUGAACCUGUUAGAAGCUUGUGGCUAUCUUGCAGUCGGAACUCUUUACAGUGGCUACGCAGACGCCUGGGCUUUUUGGGCAAUUCAGAUUUUAUUCACAGUCAUCAACAUCAUGAUUGUGCACUUCUUGCUCGACAGUUUUGAACCAUCCAACAUCAAAAGUGACUGGCUUAUUUGGUUAUUGAGGCGGCAUCCAUUCGUGGUGGCUUGCAUUGUCGCUUCUGGUCCCUUGUUCUGUGUGAUUGCAGCAGCUACCUCAUGGGUCAUAUUCGAUCGAUUUCUCAUUCCACUGUGCUAUGGCACUCACACUUUUGUGAAUAUCUACUUUGUCUCCAUGUUCACCACUGAUGAGGAAGUUCAGGAGAGACACCACGACUCUGAUUCCGAGAACGAUCAGGAAGGGAUUCAAGUGGUCGAGGGUCAGAGUUGGGGACCGUGGGCUGCCCAACCCAUUCCAGCUUCACCGCCACGGGCGCAUCAAGAUUUCCUUCCAGUCCAAAUGCUUCGUCAGGGAACCUUGGUGGUGAACUUCUUAUGGUCCUGCGCCUUUCUGUGGGCUCUCUGGGGUGCUUGGUUUGGAAUGGAUUUCAAAAACUCCAAAGCUGCGGUGCCAGCUUGGCGUGAUACUCCACCAGUGCUGGAGCUCUCCAAAGAAACCAUGGCCUCUCCAAGUCCCUUUUGGAAGCCCCAUGCUUUGGUUUGCCCGCGGAACCAAGUCUUUGUGGCAGACCGGUACCACGUUUAUGAGCUGCGUGCCGACAACACCAAAGUGGAAAGAUAUCCUUGCAUGGUCAAUGGUACCAUUGCUGAUAUUGCAGCUGCGUGUAAUCAGGAGAGCUGUUGGCCAGUGGUUUUGCUGCAAGGAGUGCCUCCUUUGGUUUUGGAUUGUUCCACCGGGCGACAAGACCCGCUGUUGCAAACCACGGACGGUGCAGGACGAAUUGCUACCAAUGCUGAUAGGGAGAACAGUGGGAUGCUGCAAACCCUUCUUGCCACUACGGGUGACAAGAUGAUAGUGCAGUAUGGAUGGUCAGUUGAGAGAGAGGCUUGGGAGCCUUUGUGGGACAUCGAGAAAGCAGGUGGAGUACUGGCUAUGGAUCUUGUAGAAGACAGACUCCUCGUUUUCCACCGUGGGGGCUAUUUGCAAGCACAGGAUAUUGAAUCUGGCCGUUUGUGCAGCACUUGGGCAUUCCAGAGCUCCGAUGCAGUGAUUGGUGGAGGUUGUGGGAACAAGGACCACUCAUCCAUGCUGAUCCUCGUGAAGAACGGCCAUGGCACCGAUUUGAUGCGAGCUCGGCUACCGGCCCUGGAUGACUGCACUGGAAGAACCAGCAAAGCAUCCGUGGCGCUAGCUGCGGCUUGAGGCUCGCCUCCCUGUGCUUAGCUGCUAAGGCUAAGAUCUUCUAAGGCUCCAGGCUCCAAAAUUCCAUCUGAGAAUCCAAAGGAUUCCAAAGAAUGCAGAUGGGCUGGGGUUGAAAGGAGUACCGCAAGGUUGUCAAAGUGUGACUCUUCAUAUGUGAAAA